Messenger RNA from Chlamydomonas reinhardtii, 1528 nucleotides. RefSeq lists its product as uncharacterized. The transcript has 10 exons. The record is from RefSeq and is a predicted model, not a curated record. The coding region runs from base 100 to 1053 and encodes 317 amino acids. Gene Ontology annotation, molecular function: glutaminyl-peptide cyclotransferase activity. Lineage: Eukaryota; Viridiplantae; Chlorophyta; Chlorophyceae; Chlamydomonadales; Chlamydomonadaceae.
GGUGCCCCGUAACAUAUGUCUUCGCAGAGUUUGCGUUAAAGCUUUACAACGCUCAUACAUGUGCCAUUGCAGAAGUCCACGCAGUCGAAACAUAUCAGAAUGGUUGUGUCGCGACGCAGCCGAACUCUGCUCGCACUUACAAUUUUACUACUGCUUUCACUAGGCUUGACGCAACCUGUGGCAGCUGGGAAAAGGAAAGCGAAACAGCGGCGAGAAACGCAUGAGGAGCAGCACCCGGAGCCUACGUUGUGGACGUAUAGCGUGGUGGCUGAGUACCCGCAUGACCAUAAGGCUUUCACGCAAGGCCUUCAGUUCGACCGGACGUGCGACAACAGUAGCAAAGUGUGCUAUGACAUCUUUUGGGAGUCCACAGGUCUCAACGGCCAGUCCUCCAUUCGGCAGGUGGACGUGAACACGGGCGAGGUGCGGCUGCGCAACGACCUGCCGUCCAACCACUUUGGCGAGGGCGUCACGCGGCUGGGCGACGACCUGUACAUGAUCACCUGGCGCACCGGGGCCGGGUUCAAGUUCAGUGCCGACAAGCUGCAGUUGACGGAGGAGAUAGACACGGGCCUGGGCGACGGCUGGGGGCUGACCACGGAUGGAGUGCACUUGAUCGUGAGCGAGAGCUCGCAGCACAUCCACUUCCUGGACCCCAAGACGCUCAGGGAGGUGCGGACAAUUACAGUUAAGGACCGGGGGAAAGAGAUUCCCUGGAUCAACGAGAUGGAGGUGAUCAACGGCGAGCUGUGGGGCAACGUCUGGCAGACCGAGUGCAUUGCGCGAGUCAACAUGACCACCGGCCGCGUGAUCGGCUGGAUCCACAUGCACGGCUUGCGCGAGGGCCUCAUCAAGCGCGGCCUGGUGGGCUCGACGAAAAUGGACGUGCUGAACGGUAUUGCGUACGACGCCACCAGCAAGCGCAUCUUCGUGACCGGCAAGCUGUGGCCGCGCGUGUUCGAGGUGGUGCCAAAGCCCUUCGAGAGCGGCGCGGCGCCAGACUGGGCCGCAGUGGCACGCCUCUGCCACCCGCGGGUGUUCGGCCUUGGGUAGAGCAGUGAAGCUUCUCCACAGCGGACAUGGACGCACGCGGCUGCUGCCACGUGUGUUGCUGUGUUGUGAGGGGGUGGUCAGAAGCAUGAGCGGUGGGCAAUAGGCUCGGUGUGCCGAGAAAUGGCUGGUCGUGCGAUCUACAACCCUACAGGUGUUGAGGUGCAGAGGUAGGUAGAAAGAGUCAAAUGAGUUCGGUGAGGGAGAUGGCCCAGAGCAAUGAGGUAGGCGGGGGACAAAUCAUGGGGAGGGACUGAGGCGUGGCCAUGCUCACUGCAGGGCGGACAACCCAGUUGUAAUUCUGGGCUGCAUGCACGGGUAGCAACUACCGUCACUGCACUAAGGGUCUGGGGCGUCAGUUGGGUAGAGCUGGAAGCAUUCAAAGCACACGUUGGCCUUUCAAUUCCCAAGUACAAGCAAGAGCAGAGGGUGGUGAGAGGCAAAGUUUCAAGUGUGAUGGCUGUAAUCCCGGCCCAUG